Molecule: messenger RNA, 6062 nt
Organism: Ostrea edulis (European flat oyster)
Lineage: Eukaryota; Metazoa; Mollusca; Bivalvia; Ostreida; Ostreidae
Product: mediator of DNA damage checkpoint protein 1-like
Exons: 25
Coding region: 297-5705 (1802 amino acids)
Biological process (GO): positive regulation of transcription initiation by RNA polymerase II
Cellular component (GO): nucleus
Molecular function (GO): protein binding
Source: RefSeq, a predicted model, not a curated record
AUUCGCACUUCCGCUUCUGGUGCAACGAGGCGCAUGCGGAACGAAAGUGCGCGAAGCAGAAAAAUUCUCAACUUCAUUGAACUUAGACAAGACGAAGAUGCAGCCAAUGAUUUAUUGUGAAACAUUGUAAUUGUGUGUCGCGUAUGCUACCACGUGUUGUCUAUCUGAGAAGACUGCGUUUGAAUGUCCAGAUGUUUUUAUAUUUGAUAUAUCUUGCUGAUUACAGCUGAACACCCAGCAUUAGAGAAUCCCAGUACUUAGGCCUACAUUUUAAUAUAUUGACAAAGGACUGAAAAAUGUCAGACUUGGAACAGACACAAGCAAUUUAUUUGGAGGACGAUGAUGAAGAAACAGAUGAAGAAAGUACAGAAGGAAAAAAGAAAAUAGUGUCAUUUUUGAAAGUUUUAAAGCAAGAAGGAUAUCCAGAGAAGCUUUUUCCUUUGUAUGAUGGUGACAACGUGAUUGGACGUCAGGAGGAUGCUUGUAACAUUGCAAUUCCCUUAAAGGCUUUGUCAAGGCAGCAUGCAUGCAUUGAAAUAAGAGGAGAAAAUCAUUUGAUUUAUGACAAAGGAAGCCGAAACAAAACCAAAAAGGGCAAGCUCUUCUUGACUCCACAAGUGCGAUAUGAACUGAAAGACAAGGAUACCCUGCUUUUUGGAGAUGUACAGUGUGUGUACAUAGUUGGAGAGCCUGACAAUCUGGAUGAUUCAGAGACAGGCUCUGAAUCCGGAUUCCAAACAGCUCCAACAGACCCUGUGGAAAAUCGUGGAACCUCACAUGUAACUACUUUGGUAUACGACUCUGAGGAGGACAAGUAUAACAGUGAUGAUAGUGUGGAUCUCUUACAGCCCACUCAGGCAUUUAUGCCAAAACAGGAUGAAAGCAAGAGAAGCAGAAUCAAUUUUGACAUGGACACAGAUGAUGAAUCUGAGAGAAAGAGCCCAGAUAUAACUGUCAAAGAGACUCCAGCUCCUAGGAAGAUGCAAGGUGUAUUAAGCACUGUAGCAGUGUUACCAGAAUCGGGAUCUGAGACAGAUGAUGAAAAGAGUUCUCCAUCACGAAAGAAAGAUGGACAGACGAAUAAAUCUGGAAACAGCAGAUUGUUUCAGGCUCCCACCCAGGCGUUUUUGGUAGACAGUGAGGGAGAAACAACUGAAGAAGAUUCACCCAAGAAAAGGUUACUGUUUGCUGCAACUCAGCCAUUCCUGGAAGAGAAAAGUAAACAGACUGGUAGCCCUCAGGGAGUCGUACUAGAAAGUGACAAUCAGGAAGAUCAGGAUGAGAACAUACCCGUGGUGGAGGUUGAGGAAGAGGAAGAUGAGGAGGAUAAGAGUCACUUGUUUGCUAAUCCCACUCUAGCUUGUGACCUUCCAGAGGACAUUGUGGAAUCAAGUGAUGAACAAGAAGCAGAGGAGGAAAAUAAUGCAUCAACAGAAGACCCUGAAGCUGAAACUCAGGUCUUCACUGACAGUACUGUGGCUGUGAGUGAUGAGACAUUGGAUGUUAGUGCCGUGAAAGGUGCAAGUAAAACUAAAGCAGGCAAGAAGGAAGAAAAGGUUGCCAAAGGUGCUUCAACUGUGGAGAUUAAAAUAAAAGAGGGUGAAAAUGAUGCCACACAGGAAUUUUCUGACAUUACUGGGGGUGCAACGCUUGCUGUAGGUAAUGAAGGGGAGUGUGAAUCCACUCAGGUGUUUGAUAAUGUCACUGAAGCAGAAACAGUAGCUGUGCAAUGUGAGGCCACACAGGUCUUUGAUGAAAAAGUCACAGAAGCAGAAACAGUGGCAGUUGAAUGUGAGGCCACACAGGUAUUUGACGAAAAAGUCACAGAAGCAGAAACUGUGGCAGUUGAAUGUGAGGCUACACAGGUCUUUGACGAAAAAGUCACUGAAGCAGAAACUGUGGCAAUUGAAUGUGAGGCCACACAGGUCUUUGAUGAGAAGGUCACAGAAGCAGAAACUGUGGCAAUUGAAUGUGAGGCCACACAGGUCUUUGAUGAGAAGGUCACAGAAGCAGAAACUGUGGCAAUUGAAUGUGAGGCCACACAGGUCUUUGAUGACAACAUGGCAGCAGAGGUAGAAACUAUGGCUAUUGAUAAUGUAGCAGACUUUGAAAAGGAGGCAGAAACAGUGGCUGUGGAAUGUGAAGCCACACAAAUGUUUGUUAAAAAGACUACCAAGGCUGUAAAAGAAAAGAGCAAAUCAACUCGAGUGUUUGAUGAGAAGAUUUCUGUUGCUGAAACUAUUGAAACGGAAUGUGAAGCUACUCAGGUGUUGGAUAAUGUGUCAUCAAAUACUAGUUCUAGGAAGGAAUGUAGUGAUUCUUCUGUAGAAACUGUUGCUUUAGAAUGUGAACCUACCCAAGUGUUUGAUGAUGUAGAUGUGGGGGAAGAUAACAGGACUGAGAGUAACAAAUCUUCAACAGCUGCAUCAAAAACUGAUGCUAAAGACAAGGAUGAACAAAAGCAGUGUUUUGAUGAAAGUGAUGUUAAAAACAGAGACAAAGCAGGAAAUUCUCUUACGAAGUCUAAACCCAAAUGUAGAGAAGGAGAGGGAUCUGGAGAAGUUCUACCAAAACGAAGUGGUCGCAUAUCUAAGCGUAAGUCGGCUGUAGAAGAUAAACCUGUGGAGAAAAUUCAGGAAACUGCAACUAAAAAGGGGCGGGAGAGGAGAGGAAGGGGUAGAAAGAAGACCAGGGAUGCUACAGAGGAGUUGAUAGGCAGUGGUGAAGAGGCCACAGAGACAAAGGGGGACAAGACAUCUACAGGACUGGAUGAGAUCGACAGCAGGGUCAUCAACACAAAAUCUGACAGGAGUGAGGCGGGUAUUGAACAAACUGUACAGUACAAUAUGGAGGGUAUAGAACAAACCGUACAGUACAAUAUGGAGUGUGACGAGGACCUACAACCCACCCAGGCUUACUGCAUGGAAGCAGAUGAGGAGGAGAGUGAUACACUAUCAAUUUCUGAAGUCCUUGAAGUGGAGGAUCGCACACCCACAGAAGAGGUUAAAAUCCUGGAGGAUACCCCAGACAUAUUGCCUGUACCUAUUCCACCAGCAUCACCACACAGGUCGGCAAUGGCAAGUCCAGGCAGACGGUCACCCUCACCUAAAAAAGUCCACUUUGAAAAAAGGGAGUCUGAAGUGACAAUAGAUGAAGCUUCUGGAUCAAAACUAAAACCAAAAGAUGAAAUUUCAGCUGGAAAAUCAAGUGGAAGAAAUCGGAGAUCACUUCCAAAUCUAUCUCAACCAACCGCCCCGGCAAGAGGAAGACGUGGGAGAUUAUCUGAGAAUCUAACAAUUAAGGCUGAGGCACUGUCAUCAGUUGCUGUUAUGUCAAAGGGUAGAAGAGGAGCAAAGACACAAAAAACAGAAAUGCCAGAAACAGCAGGCAAAGGUAAAGCAGCAAAAGUGAUUUCAGAGGAGGAUACACCACCAUUAGAAGAAAUAGAAAAUGUGAACACUCAGAAACUAGAGGAAAACCCUGCCAAUGAGGAAGAAACUACUCAAGUAAUGGGUAGAGGAAAAAGAGGAAAGAGGAAACACCACGAUGCACAACCUCAUACUGAUGUAUCAACUUCUGCACAGAGUGAUGAAGGAGAACAAGAGAAAAAGAUGGCAGAGGAGGCUGGAGAAGUAAACAGUAGAAAAGGAAAAGUUGGCAGAAGGUCACAAGUUCCAGUGUCUGAUGAACAAGGAAUGGAAAAUUCAGAACAUCAUGAAGAAAGCAGUAGUCGGGGGCGUGGAAGAAGAAAGACGAAAAUUCUAGAUGAUGAAAAGGAACAAUCUCGCUCAGAUACAAAGACUGCUAAACCUGGGAAAGGAAAAAGAAAGAUCAUUGAAAACUCUGACGGAGAAGGAAGUGAGAAAACAGAUUCUGACAAUGGUGGUAGAAAGUCGCUCAAGUCAAGAAGACGAGGUUUGGUGGAAGAGAUAAAUGAACCUGCUGUUGAAGAAAUCCAAACUGAUGAACCUCCUGCUGAACUGGAAACUUACAAGAGGACCAAAGGACGUAAAAGUUUAUCUAAUACAGAAACUGAAAGUGUUCCUGCUGGAAGGAAAGUCAGGACAAGAAAAAGUGAUACUACAGCGAUUUCUAAAGACGAGGAGGUUGUAGCUAGACAGACUUCAAGUGAAAAUGUGGUUGAGGAUUUAGAUUUAGAAGAAAGUAAGACGAAUCAAAAGGGAUCAAAAAGGUCGAGGAAAAAAGAAACCUUGAAUAUCAUUAGUGAAGAAACGGUGAAAACUUCAGGGGAGCUACCAAGCACCUCAUCUCACAACACAAGGACCAAACAAAGAACAUCAAGUGAAUACAGUGAAGAAAUAAAUGAAGUGAAAAAUAGUGUAGAAAAUAAAAAUGAAACAACACCUAGUCGUAAAGGAAGGGGCAAAGGAAAAAUAAAACAAACAAAGGAUGAUGUGCAGGAAAAUGAAAUAAGUGAUAACAACUCUAAUAAAAAGAGAAAUCAAAGAAAAUUGGUGACAAAACAGGCUCAAGACAAUGUAGCUGAAACAGGAGGGAGUCAAGAGAGUGUUGUGUCUACAGAGUCAAUACCAACAAGGAGAGGGAGAGGAAAAACAGCAGCAAAACAAAUGGUGGACAGUCAGGAUAUUCAGGAAGAUAGUGGUUCCAAGCGAAAGUCCAGAGGAAGAGACGUUUCAGCGGGAAGGAGAAGUGCUUCUGGAUCCCAAAGUAGAGAAAGCUCAGCAGGAAGGAGAAGUGCCGCUGAAUCCCAAAGUAGAGAAAGUUCAGUAACAAGAGACAGUGAAACUGACAAGAUCAUAUCCUCAGCAAAAACAAAAGGCAGCAACAAAAAAGUAAAGAGAGAUCAGAAGAACACUACCCCGGUUGCCUCUGACACAGAAAUGAGCAGUGAUUCCCAGGAUAGCACCAAGCCAAGAGGGGCCUCAAAAAGGGGGCGUGGCAGGCACGCUACUGAAGAGGCCAAAGAGGAAGUCCCAGUGAAGAAAUCCAAAAUGGAGCCACCAUCAACGCCCCAGCAAGCGAAAAAAUCUGCAAAGUCAACAGAUUCUCCUUCAUCAGCUCUAAGGAGAAAGUCCAUGGACCCCAGCAAACCCAAAGUCAUGUUUACUGGAGUUACAGAUGAACAGGGCCAGAAGGUAGUGAAGGAUCUAGGAGGACAGUUAGUGGAUGCUGUUCAGGAAUGUACACACUUGGUGACAGAUAAGGUGAGAAGAACUGUGAAGUUCUUGUGUUGUUUAGCCAGAGGAAUCCCCAUAGUAAACCCUCUCUGGCUGGAUAGCUGCAAAUCUUCAGGAAUGUUUGGGGACCAUGCUCCCUUCUUGAUUCGAGAUGAGGCAGCACAGAGGCAGUACAAGUUUGUCCUCCAAAAAUCUCUGGAGAAGGCCAGUGAAGCUAGCCUGUUAUCAGGAUAUCAGAUCCACGUAACCAAGUCUGUCAAGCCAGACCCAGCCAACAUGAAAGAUAUAAUUACUUGUGCUGGAGCAGAGUAUUUGGCCACACUGCCGAAGAAGGCUGGGGACAAAGUAGUGGUCAUUUCCUGCCCGGAUGAUAAAGGUGCUUGUGAUGCAGCAGUAAAGGCUGGAGUCACUAUUGUGAAUGCAGAAUUCAUCCUCACUGGAAUACUGAGACAGGAAGUUGCUAUAGAAAACUAUAUCUUAUUCCAAGACAAAAAGCGUUCACGAGAUUCUAGUGCAGGUGGCCAACCAAGUAAAAGGCGACGCUGACCAAUUCAAAGUGAGCUGAUGUGUUUGUUUUCCUGCUGGAUGUAUAGAGAGAAUCUCCAAAUCGGAAUAACUGUGACUUGACAAGACCAUAUCAAGAAAACCUGUGAUAGAUUGUAGUUUUCUAAACUGAUAAGACAAAUAUACAGUAAUCAUUUUAAUUCACUACACUUCCUAGAUUUGUUGUUGCUUAACAGCAUUUGUUGUGAAUUUGUCAUUUUAUGAUGCAUUCAGUUUUAAUUAAUGAUCUUUUAUAAAUGAAGUCAAUGCUUUUAUCAGAUAUCUAAACGUAUGGCAUCUUUAUCCUAAUGCAAGUUGUGCAUGUUCCAAUUAUUACUAGAUUAAAGAAAUGAAACAAUG